This is a messenger RNA of Xiphias gladius (swordfish), 2804 nucleotides long. RefSeq names its product ras-related protein Rab-26. The record is from RefSeq and is a predicted model, not a curated record. The transcript has 9 exons. The coding region runs from base 411 to 1175 and encodes 254 amino acids. Gene Ontology annotation, cellular component: Golgi apparatus; endosome. Lineage: Eukaryota; Metazoa; Chordata; Actinopteri; Istiophoriformes; Xiphiidae. Gene Ontology annotation, molecular function: GTP binding; GTPase activity.
UUUUAGGGUGGAUUUUCCCCGAAUAAACGCACCGUAACCACCACCAUGCCUCCAUGCGCUCGCAGCACCACAAUGCGAGAGAGGGAGGAGAGAGAGAGAGAGAGAGGAGGGAGAGAGAGAGCUGUUUACAUUGUGAACCAGACCUGAGGUUUUUAUCAUCCAGCUGCACCACCGGUACAGCAGCCCCCUCUGGCCUCACAGUCCGCUUUUGUCCGCGAAGACCGUUUCCAAUUUACGCUUUACGCACAGCCAUGAUUUUGACGCACGGGUGAACUUCUUUCGCCCUCUCGCGCCUCGACCACAACUCACAAAGGAAAGUAACGAAGACGGAGAGAGAAAAAAAAAAAACCCCAGCUCAACUCCACCACUUCUAUCUUAAGUGCUCGGACUUGGAACAGGUUGGCAGAGCCAUGUCCCGGAGGAAGCCAGUGAAAGGCAGAGGGAGCUCCAAGAGCCCCAAGGCGUCGCCGGGCGGCGGCAGAGACAGCGGCAGGACGGGGCGAGGUCUGGGCGCCGCUGCCGCGCCGUCCUCCGGGCUGGUGUAUCCCAGCAGACCGUCCAUCAGCAACAGCGGGGAGUUUUAUGACAUCGCCUUCAAGGUGAUGCUGGUGGGGGAUUCAGGUGUGGGGAAGACCUGUCUGCUGGUUCGCUUCAAAGAUGGAGCCUUUCUAGCUGGGAGCUUCAUCUCUACUGUGGGCAUCGACUUCAGGAAUAAAGUCAUGAGCAUUGAUGCUGUGAAGGUCAAACUGCAGAUUUGGGACACUGCUGGUCAGGAGCGUUUCCGGAGUGUCACACAUGCUUACUACCGCGAUGCUCACGCUCUUCUCCUUCUGUAUGAUGUCACUAACAAAGCAUCCUUUGACAACAUCCGGGCCUGGUUGACAGAGAUCCAUGAGUACGCUCAGCAGGACGUGGUCGUCAUGCUGCUGGGUAACAAGGCUGAUUCCACACAUGACAGGGCGGUGAAGCGCGAGGAGGGAGAGAAACUAGCAAAGGAGUUUGGAGUGCCCUUCAUGGAGACGAGUGCUAAAUCUGGACUGAAUGUGGAUCUGGCCUUCACUGCUGUGGCCAAAGAGCUGAAGCACAGGACCAUGAAGGAGCCUGACGAGCCAAAGUUUCAGCUGCAGGAGUACGUCGACAAAGAAAUGAAGACUGCUGGCUGCUGCCGCUCAUAGACCACAUCCUAGCUGUGUGUGUAUGCGUGUGUGUGUGCGUGUGUGUGUGUGUGUGUGUGAGAGAGGGAGAGAACAGGUACAUUCUGUUAGAGUAUGUAAUAUAUCUGAGUUGGUGUGUCUGGGAAUAAUCUCAGCAUUUUUAAUAUUUCUGUAAGUGUUGAUAUGGCCAAUGUGCUCUCUCUCCUAACCCACCUUUCCACUGCAACUGUGAAUGUAAUAUACUGUAUACAUGCAUGUUCUCACACACACACACACACACACACACACACACACACACACACGCACACGCACACAAACGUACACACACACACACACACACACACAAACACACGCACAGAGACAGAGCUGUGUUCGUAAGUCUACUUCACAGCCUGUUUAAUGUAUUCUGUGCAGUUUUCCAUAAAUGUGAUGUACAUAUUUUAAAUGUAAUUUUAAUUUUGUGUUCUGAAAUCUUUGUAGUUUGUAAAUGCCUGUCUUGUUGAAACUAAAGUAUAUCAACACAAAUAUGUGAAAUAUUAAAUCAGUCUUAAAGUAAUACAACUAGAUCUUAUGAACACAAUUGUACAGAUACACUUCUGCACCUAACGUAUGCUAUCAAAUGGCACUGUGUGCUGUUUAUGUACAGGAUACAAUAUGAUAACUGUUUUUAAUACUUGUACUUGUGAUCAUGAUCAUGACUACCAUCAUACUGAUGCGUCUGUGAAAUAUGAAUUGAGCUCUUGACAUUUUUUACACAGAUUGUUCAGUUUGAGUUUAAAGCUGCUGUUUCAAGCAUUUUACAUUAACAAAUCUCCUGAAGUAAUUAUUAGACCUACAAUUUAGAAAACAGCACCAUCGGCAAAAGACUGUAGGAGUCCAUUGACCACUACUGUAUUUUCUUAUUUUACUUAUGUGAGGAGAAAUGAGUUGUAUUGGAUUAAGGCAAAUAACAAGAAGACUGUGUUGGUCGUCCAUUGAAAAUGAGUUCCAACAUGUUAAAUGCACGAGACAGAGACAAAAAACAUCUUUUUUGACUUGGUUGACACAAAGCAACAGGAAUCUUGUGACAUUUGGGCUAAACCUGGAUUUAAAAAAACGAGUUAGCUAUUGCGUUUGGAAUGUCAUUUACCCAUGGAAUCAAUAGUUUGACAAAAAAAACAAAAAACAAACAUAAAAAAACUUCACUCAAGGUCUACUUACCAGCCAUUUCUGGAUCUUUCCAUCACAUCUCAUGGUCUUCAUUAGCGGAUGCAGUUGAGCUGCUGAUGAGGACCGGAUCAGCUCCAUCAGCUUUAAGAUUUAACAAGAUUGAUUUAUUUAAUUUAAUCAAGAUUUUAUUCAAUGGGACAACUCCAUACAUUAAGCAAGGUCCAUCCACUGAUAAAGACAGUGAGAUGUGGUGGAAAGCUCCAGAUAAAGCUAUUAAGUGGACCUUAGAUUCAAAUUUUUUUUUAGUUGAAUAUUGCUUUUUGGAGAAAGAUUAUAGAUAAGUCUCAACUUUUUGUAAGCAUCACAGUGAAUUUUAAACUAUACAGUAUAUUGUGUAAAUAUUUAAAACUGCUACACCAAAAAUCUUGAUAUUUUUACGCCACUUUAACAGGUAUUAUUUCAGAGCAUAAAAAUGUUAAAAACAAAACCAAAAAAAAAAAA